AUGCCAAUCAGAUACGUGGCCAAACGGCCGAAAAACGUUCAAAUUUUGAGCGAAAAACUGUAUGCUGGCAGCACUAAAAAGACCAUUGGUAACCGGUUAUUAAAAGUGAGUUUUAAACUUUUUUACUAGCUAAACUGUAUUUUUUUAUCUUUCUCUUGCUAGCAUGUUUUAAAAGUAGCAUUUUAAAAUUUUUCGAAUUGCAAAAAAAAAAAUUUUUUUUCGAAAUUUUUUUGGCUAAAAUUUGCUAUAAAAACAAGACAAAAUUUUUUCAAAAACAAAUGAAUAAAAAUUUAAAAAUCUUUAAAAAUUUUAAAAUUUCAGGCAGCUUUGACUGAAAGAACAGCUACAUUCGACCCGAAGAACCUGGAAUACUCUGGAUUACCAACUCAAAAAAUAUUGAAUUUAUAUGAAAAAUGGUCGAAAGGAGGGUUUGGGGUUAUUGCUACUGGUAAUAUACCAGUCGAUCAUGUAAGCUGUAGUCGAAAAAAGUGGAAAAAACAUCCAAAAAACAUAUUUUAAGAUUUUUUGGUCGAAUGUUGAAUAAAAAAUUGGAUUUUUUUUGAUUUUCUACAAACUUUUUGACCUCUAUUUAAAUUUAAUUUUAUUUUCAUUCCUUUUUCAGAAACAUCUGGAAUGUGGAGGUAAUAUGUGGUUGGAAGAUGGCUACAUAACUGAAGAAAGGACUAGAAAAUUCAAAAUGUUGGCUAGCGCCUGCAAAGCCAAUGGGGACACUGUAGCUUUCGCUCAGUUGAGUCAUGUAAGUUGGAAUGACAAUAAGUUUGUUUAGGAAACAGCAAAUGGAAAUAACUCUCUUUCCGAAAACAAAAAAUGGCAAGAACUUUCUUUACAACACAUAAAACGUCAAUAACUUUGUUUACAAAAGACAAAAUGGCAGAAACUUUCUUUGCAAACCACAAAAUGGCAAGAACUUUCUUUACAAAACAACAAAUGGCAAGAACUUUCUUUCCAGGCAGGCCACAAGACCCCAGCUGCGCUAAACCCUGCUCCGUUUGGAGCUUCAAACGUUGGAAUUAAACAAGCCUUCCACGGUGUACGAUUUGGUACUCCUGUAGCACUAACCGAAGAACAGGUCAAAACUGAAAUUGUGGACAAAUUCGCAUUCGCUGCUACAGUAUGCAGGAACAGUGGGUUUGAUGGGGUUCAACUGAAUUCUAGUCAUGGUGACAUUUUCGCUCAAUUCUUUUCGCCACUAUUUAAUAAUCGAAAGGAUAAGUAUGGCUAUGUGGAUGGGGAUCGAUUGAACAUCCUGAGGGAGGUUAUUGAGGGUAUACGGUAAGUUUUCAAAACCUUACGUAUAACAGAUAAACUUGUGUGUUUAGUACAGUGCAGGGUACUUUGAGGAAAAAAGAGGGGAGAGUUGGGUCUGGAAGGCAAGUUGCGGGCAGGGUAAGGUGUGGAAGGGCAAGACGGGACAGGGCAAAGUAUGGAAGGGCAAGAUGGGGCAGGGUAAAAUUAAAGUUUGGAGAGGGGAUAUAGGUAGGGUAUAGGGUAAGGUAGCAUAGGUGUAGGGAUAGGGUAGGGCAGGGCAGGGCAAAGUAAGGCAAGGCAGGGUAGGGGAUACUAAGCUCAAUUAUGACACUGUAGACUAGCCUAUCACCUAAUUUUCUCACUUUUUCUAAAUUUCAAACUCAAAAAUCCAUUUUUUUUUUCAGAAACUCAAACCCAGAAACAAGUGGAUUCCUGGUUGGAAUCAAGGUGAAUCUAAUGGAAUUCAUUCAAGAUGGUCUUUCAGUAGACCAAGCAAUUGAAAAAGUUCAAAAAAUUGGAAAAAUUGGAGUGGAUUUAAUCGAAAUCACUGGUGCUUACAUUGAAAUGCCUCCGGGAAUCGAGAGAAAUAUUGCUGGAAAACAACAGUUUGACUACACUAUUAAUGUGGCUAAGCAGGUAAGUGGAUAAGGAUAAAAGAGGCAGUGGUUCUUUGUUUUGUAAAGGAAGUUCUUGCCAUUUUUAAAUUGUUAAAGAAAGUUAUUGCCGUUUUUAGUUUGUAAAGAAAGUUCUUACUCUUUUUUAUUAAACAAUUCCAAAAAUGGCAUUUUCAGGUAAAAUCAGCAAUCCCAAAAUCCUUGGUCUACCUGACCGGAGGCUUCAGAACUGCCGAAACUAUGAUUAAAGCUAUCGAAGAGAAAUGGACUGACGGAAUUGGCCUUGGCCGUCCAGCCUGUGCUGAACCUGGUAAGUUUCUGGAAUUUUUUGCUUUGUAAAGAAAGUUCUUGCCAUUUGUUGUUUUGUAAAGAAAGUUCUUGCCAUUUUUUGUUUUGUAAAGAAAGUUCUUGCCAUUUUUUGUUUUGUAAAGAAAGUUCUUGCCAUUUUUUGUUUUGUAAAGAAAGUUCUUGCUAUUUUUUGAUUUGUAAGGACAGUUAUUGUCGUUUUUUAGCUUGUAAACAAAGUUCUUGCCAUUUUCUGUUUUGUAAAGAAAGUUUUUGCUAUUUUUUUAAUUCGAAAAAGUUAAUUAAAAAAUUUUCAGACUUUGCCAACAAGAUCCUAUCAGGCCAAGAAUCGGCCGCCUUGGCCAAUUCCUUUGAAUUUGACUUUGAUUUGGCCCAACUUGCGGCCAAUUCGCAAAUGGAACAAGCCGGCCGACAGUCGCUGGAAAAGAGCGGAUUCUGCGAUGGAAUCACCAACUUGAGUACGAUUCAAGGAUCGAAAAAGUUCAAACAAGAACUGGAAAAGUAUUAUGUUGAGAUGACACAGCGUGCCGAACGGGGCGAGGUUUUGUCCGGAGUUUUUGAGUUUUACGAGUAG
This is a messenger RNA of Bursaphelenchus okinawaensis, 2763 nucleotides long. The record is from the annotation of a GenBank genome assembly. NCBI's taxonomy places the organism in Eukaryota, Metazoa, Nematoda, Chromadorea, Rhabditida, Aphelenchoididae.